AUGAGCGUUGCAACGACUGUUCCUGACGAAUUUACUGGGUACGCAGUCUAUGACCCUUCUGAGUCGACAUGGUCAACAGUUCAAGAAUUCAAAUUCAAGCCAAAACCGUUUGACGCCAACGAUGUUGAUAUUUUAGUUGAGACAUGCUCGAUUUGUGGAUCUGAUGCCCAUACUGCCAGAAACGGCUGGAAGAAGGCUACACAGAAGUAUCCAAUUGUUGUUGGUCAUGAGAUUAUCGGUAAGGUUGUCAGGGUUGGCUCCAACGUGCAAGAUUUCAAAGUAGGGGAAAGAGUUGGCGUUGGAGCACAAGCACAGUCCUGUUUAAACUGUGAUAUGUGUAAGUCCACCAACGAUAAUUACUGUCCUCAUAAGGUAAUGACAUUUGGCGGCAUCUAUACCAAUAGCGACGGCACAACAACAAUGUCACAUGGCGGAUAUUCCAAUUUUGUUAGAAUUCAAGACCAUUUUGUCUUUCACAUACCUGAUUAUCUAAAGAACGAAGAAGCAGCACCUUUCCUAUGUGCCGGUAUAACUACGUAUUCCCCUUUGUCUAGAAACCUGCCAAGAGAGUUGCUUGCUAAUGGUAUCAAGCCUAAGGUUGGAAUUGUUGGUCUUGGAGGAUUGGGUAUGAUGGCAAUUCAGUUUGCAAAAGCCUUAGGAUACGAAGUGUAUGUGUUCAGUAGAGGCGAAUCCAAGAGGAAUGAUGCGAUGCAACUUGGUGCCGAUAGGGUUGUUAUUACUGGCAAUUCCUUGAAUUGGUUGGAUGAUGUGGAGGAAAAUCGGGACGUCAAGUUUAAGCUUGAUUUGGUUGUCUGUACGGCAAACUCGAGUGAAAACUUCGACUUGGACACCUAUUUGAAAGUCCUCAAGAUCAAUGGGAAGUGGGUCUCUGUGGGAUUGCCGGAAACACCAUUCACCGUCUCGCCACGAACAUUCAUGGCGAAUGCUUGUUUUAUGGGAGCCUCGUUAUUGGGGUCUCACAAUGAAAUGGUUGAGAUGUUCAAGUUGGCUGAGAAAAACCAAAUCAAGCCUUGGGUGGAGUGCCUAACAAUGUCUCCGGAAAACUGUAAACUAGGUCUGGAAAAGUGCCAUUUUGGCAAAUGUAGAUACAGAGUUGCUUUAACUGACAUUGAUAAAGCAUUCAAAUAA
Pichia kudriavzevii is the source of this 1149-nucleotide messenger RNA. RefSeq lists its product as uncharacterized. The record is from RefSeq and is a predicted model, not a curated record. Gene Ontology annotation, biological process: alcohol metabolic process. Gene Ontology annotation, molecular function: zinc ion binding; alcohol dehydrogenase (NADP+) activity. NCBI's taxonomy places the organism in Eukaryota, Fungi, Ascomycota, Pichiomycetes, Pichiales, Pichiaceae. The transcript has a single exon. Bases 1 to 1149 code for a protein of 382 amino acids.